Tarenaya hassleriana is the source of this 1058-nucleotide messenger RNA. Its product is annotated as MATH domain and coiled-coil domain-containing protein At3g27040. Bases 58 to 987 code for a protein of 309 amino acids. The record is from RefSeq and is a predicted model, not a curated record. NCBI's taxonomy places the organism in Eukaryota, Viridiplantae, Streptophyta, Magnoliopsida, Brassicales, Cleomaceae. Gene Ontology annotation, molecular function: protein binding. The transcript has 6 exons.
UCCCCUUAUAAAUACAACAAAAGGCUGAGUAUUGAUAAUUCCAUUGUGUAUCUUCCCAUGGCCAGUUUCAGUGAUCAGGAUGAAGUAGUAAGGUCCGUGUCUGAAGCCCCGCCAACGCAUUACACGGUGAAGAUAGAGUCUUUCUCUCUGCUUGCAAAGCAUUCCAUAGACAAGUACGAAACCGAGAGCUUCGAAGCAGGAGGCUACAAAUGGAAACUGGCCCUCUACCCAAAUGGAAACAAGAACAAGAAUGUGAAAGACCAUGUCUCUCUUCACUUGGCCCUGGCGGACACCGGUUCUCUGCGUCCCGGGUGGGAGGUCUGGGCCGUCUUCCGCCUGUAUUUACUCGAUCAAAACAAAGACAGCUAUACAAUCCUACAAGGGAACGAGAGGCGGUUCCACACGCUGAAACGCGAAUGGGGAUUCGACAAAUUCAUCUCGAUCGGGGAAUUCUACGAUGCAUCUAACGGCUUCCUCUUGGAAGACACCUGCGUGUUAGGGGCCGAUGUGUUUGUCUCCAAGGAGAGGAGCAGCGGAAGAGGAGAAUGUCUGUCGAUGAUCAAAGACCCUUCUAGCUCCAAGCAUGUUUGGAGGGUCGAUAAUGUCUCCAAGUUGGACAAAAACUGCUAUUUCUCGGACGCCUUCUUCUCCGGAGAUAGGAAAUGGAAAAUACAGUUGUAUCCUAAGGGAACUCGACAAGGAACGGGCAGCCACGUUUCGGUCUAUUUGGUGUUGGCUGAACCAGAAACGCUUCCUGUCGGUACCAAACUGUUCGCAGAGUUCACCAUUCGCAUGUUCGAUCAGUUGCAAGGCAGGCACAUCGCCGGCAAAGCGACAAACUGGUUCAGCGAGAAGAGGAAAGAGAACGGUUGGAUGAAGUAUGUGUCGGUGGGUUACUUCAAUCAGCCGAGCAGUGGCCUCUUGCUUAAAGACGUCUGUCUCCUUGAAGCUGAUGUCUGCCUCCAUGGAAUUGUUGCCCCCCUCUGAAGAAAAAAUUCAUCAUCAUUGUACAUGACAACAUUGUAUCUGUCAUAUGAAAAUUCCCAUUAUUCAAUCAA